AUGAACUCAUGGUGUUUUCCACACUUCGACCCCGAACUCGUAAAGCAAACAGACGAUGUGCAUCGGUCAUCUGCGAGGGUCAUCCCCAUCUUCCUCGAUCAUAAAGGCGGCGGUGGCUUGUCCACGGGCAUACGAGACACCUGUCAAAGACGAAGGGCAUCACAUCAACAACGCAGCGACCUGGGAGAGGCAUAUCGAUGGGAGAAGCGCAUCAACUCGAAGAUACGACGCUCGAAUUCCAUAUUGCGGUAG
Messenger RNA from Fusarium fujikuroi IMI 58289, 252 nucleotides. RefSeq lists its product as uncharacterized. The record is from RefSeq and is a predicted model, not a curated record. Lineage: Eukaryota; Fungi; Ascomycota; Sordariomycetes; Hypocreales; Nectriaceae. The coding region runs from base 1 to 252 and encodes 83 amino acids. The transcript has 2 exons.